Liolophura sinensis is the source of this 1511-nucleotide messenger RNA. Its product is annotated as ninjurin-2-like. Gene Ontology annotation, cellular component: membrane. NCBI's taxonomy places the organism in Eukaryota, Metazoa, Mollusca, Polyplacophora, Chitonida, Chitonidae. The record is from RefSeq and is a predicted model, not a curated record. Gene Ontology annotation, biological process: cell adhesion; tissue regeneration. The transcript is spliced from 3 exons. The coding region runs from base 186 to 884 and encodes 232 amino acids.
CAUACAGAUUGAGUGGGCUGCAGCAGCAAGUGUGAUGACAAUGCUGUUCUUCCCCGGAUGUACGUUACGUUUGGAUCCAAACGUGCUACCUGUGUACUGAGGAUUUUAAAGAUCCUAAAGGGUUAAAGAGUACAUUCGACAAAACAGGACCACCGAUUAACAAAUAAUUGUUUAGUCAAUGGAUCAUGGGCAGUGAAGAAGUUUGGGAAAUGAAAGAAACAGUACUGAAUGACACAACACCCAUGUUGAAUAAAGUGUGUGAAACAGAUGGCACUAGAAGAGACACUCGCGUGGCCAUUUAUGAUGAUAACACGAGAGGAGACGAGGAAAGGAGUUAUGUUCCUGCUUCCGGAAAUGAUGUUAGGUACAUCGACUGGAGCAGAAGACGAAGUUCGGCAAUGUUCGAUGAAAAACCUUUGUCUUUGAGAGAGCACGAAAGGCGGUACAAUGAAAGAUGGAAGAUGUUCAAUCACAACCGGUACGCCACUCGAAAGACAGCCGCUCAGGGAAUGAUGGACAUGGCGUUGAUGUUAGCCAAUGCCUCUCAGCUCAAGUCCGUCGUCCAGGAAGGGCGGAGCCACGAGCACUACCUCCUGCUGCUUACGCUCAUCUCCACAUCCAUUUGCCUGCAGAUUUUCACGGGAAUCAUCCUCCUCGUGGUAGGAGCCCGGGAAUCUCAGUGUGAGGACGAUCAGCAUCAGCGCAACAAGAAAACCAGCAAACUCAACAACUUCUCAAUCGGCCUCGUUUUCGUCAUCACCGUCACUAACAUUUUCAUUACGUCAUUCGGGAUUAACGGAAACACCUCGUCACUCACUACUUCCGGUUUGGGGUCGGGUGAAUCCCGUGAUGCCGUCGGAGGGAUUGGAAACGGAACCGAUUAGUAAACAUAGAUAGACGCCAAGUGAUGAAAACAUGGUAAUUGUUGUUUUGGUGUACGGCGUAUUAAAUUUAGAUCUCAUUGAGAUUUUCAUGACGAAGCUUGUAUUACAUGGAGCAAAAAGAAGCAGAGGUCUACAGCUUACGGUUCCCGCUAUAUCCAGACGACGGCCACAAUCAAGUGACGUUAAAUUAACCAUGGGGUACAAACAUGCUUCCUCAUUUCUACCGUGUUAUUCUUCUAUACAUACAGUGGAAUUUAGACUCAAACCAUUAACAUAAAAGCCAAGUCUUUGUUGAUUAGAGGAAGGAGCCUAUAUAGAUUCUUCGCAGCAUUUCUAUGUAUAUAUUCAUUUGACAGGUGUUUCACGCUGUGGUUAAGAAUUUUUCACUUAAUAUGUAUGAUGGCGGUGAGAUGGCAACAUGUGUAUGCCAUGAUCUCUGUUAGCUGUGAUAUGGUAUAAUGUAGACAUUUUCUGUCCAUUACACGGCAUAUAUCAAGCGCCUAAUGUCUUAGUUAUUGAUUGACAGGAUUUCAUUCAUUUCACCUUUACUGUUGUGCGAAUUUACCGAUAAUCGUGUUUUAUUUGUUGUGAUAGUGCUAAAUAUAUUUUGUUAUACAUGUCAUCAUC